AUGGGCCAAUUUCCACGCCCCACCGUUGUGCUCGUUCUCGUACGCUUUUUUUUUCCUCUCCUGCUACCUCUUGAACAACUCACCCUGGCUCCGAAGCACCCCUAUGCACCCCUGGCCGCCAACCCUGAAUCCGCCCCGACUGCUGAUGCUGCGGCUAGGGGGCUUGAACAUGAACAGUUUCUUCACACGAAGGUUGCUUUCGGCACCGAUGAUGCUGCCGCUUUGACCGCUUUUCCCCCUGCCGCUGCCGCUGCCGCUGCUGUUGCCGCUGCUGUUGCUGUUGCUGUUGCUACUGACGCCUCUGCCGUAUGUCUGUCGCCUCGUGGCCCAAUCUCUUCUCACAGUGCUGGUGUCUCCUCCGUGGCCAUCGAUGUCGCCAACGCUGCUGAAAUCACCCGCCGUACUAGUUGCCAUGGGCGAGAGCAUCUUCGAAAUAUCUCCCUGGAAGAAACUCCGCCCUUUGCUGGGAAUCAGCUGCAUCGACUUCGAUCUGUCCUUCUUCCUGAUGGUCGUGCUUUCGGCCUGUAUGUUCAAACUGCUCAGAUCGUUCAUCGGGCGACUUCUUCGACCCUGCGAGAUAACAUCGAUUACAGGCGCCUUGUUAGCUCUGCUGGUCUCUUCUGCACUUUUCAGCUGGUUAAACCUCUUCAUCUUGCUCAAAAAAUCCUCAGAAUCCCUAACUUCUCUCCCGCUUUCUUUGGCGGUAUCUCUCGGGCGACUUCUGCCUCUGCUGCUCGUGACAUAUUCUUCCACUGUAAUCUCGUUGAUCUCGUCCUCAUUUGA
Messenger RNA from Pichia membranifaciens NRRL Y-2026, 783 nucleotides. RefSeq lists its product as hypothetical. The transcript has a single exon. NCBI's taxonomy places the organism in Eukaryota, Fungi, Ascomycota, Pichiomycetes, Pichiales, Pichiaceae. Bases 1 to 783 code for a protein of 260 amino acids. The record is from RefSeq and is a predicted model, not a curated record.